UUCUUUUUGGAAUGGAACACCUUAUCACAUUGCACCACCUCACAUGUAUGCACAAAACCCGUUACCAUACCAAAUGCUCCAACCAUUUCAAACACAGCAAAUGUUCCGGCCAUUCUAAAUAUCCCCAAUAUGUCACAAAAAUCAACAAAUACAGGUAUUUCACAUUGCAUAACGAUAUCUCAAAACGUUAACGGCCUGAAAUCCAGAUUGCCGGAAUUUAAUGCGGAUGUUAUUGCAAGCAAUGCAAAAAUUUACAUGAUUUGCGAGACAAAGAUUGAUGACACGGUGCAUUCAUCGCAGAUCUUUCCUGAAAUUGCCAUUCCAUUGAAUGCUACGGGAAAAAAGGAAUUGAUCGUUCUUGAUACGUGCCAUGAAUUGGGUUUAGUUCAAAUAAACAAACAUAGCAACCGAAAUAGUUCAACGCUCGACUUAGUUUGGACGAAUUGCGUUGACUUGAUUACAUGCCAUAAAUCCGAUUAUCAUCUAUUAAAAAGAGAAGUACAUCACCCUUUUGCACUUGAAAUUAAAAUUCACGACUUUGAUAACAACCAAAGCAAGACUGCGUUAAAACUGAAGUACCAUGAUUUCAUCGGAGCCGACUAUGACGUCAUCAAUAAUAAUUUGUGCAACUUGAAUUGGAAUGACAUUUUAUCUGGAAUUGACUUGGAACAAAAUAUUAGUAAUUUUUACAAUAUCAUCAAUUCGGUUAUUUCAAAGAAUGUUAAGUUGAAGACCAAAUCUAUUUCAAGUCAUCCGAAAUGGUUCAGCAGAGAUCUCAUCAACAUGAAAAACAGAGUAAACACGCUUCAUAAGCAAAAAAAAUCACGUCUUUCAGCAGUUCAUGAACAUGCGGAAUUGAGAAAACAAUACAAAGCUUGUGCUCGUUCUGCCUUCAAAAACUAUAAGCUUGAGAUGGAACAGCUCAUCGAUGAAGAUCCUACAAAAUUUUUUGAUUACGUGAAUACAUGCAGAAAAACACAUGACGAUCUGCCCAGCGAGAUGGAGUAUGAUGGCAAUAAAUUAAGUUCACAACAAGACAUUGCUGACUCAUUUGCGGAUCAUUUCACGAAAGCAUAUACACAAAAUGAUACUCCCGUUAAUAAUUACAAAGACUGUGAAUCGUUCCUGAGAGAUUUGUGCCUUAAUAUUCCAACAAUUGAUAUCACCGAAGACCUAAUUCUGGAAACGGUCAAUAAGCUGCCAACCAAUACAGUAUCUGGACCGGAUGGAAUUCCAAACAUUUUUAUUAAAAGGUGCAUCCACACACUGAUAAAACCGAUAACACGCAUAUUGAAUGAAUCAUUUAAAACUGGUUUCGUACCUGAUAUAUGGAAGAGAUCUUAUGUACGGCCAAUACACAAAAGUGGCGUUAAAACUAAAAUCGACAACUACCGUGGUGUUGCUCUACAAUGUGCGUUUGACUCGGUUAAUAUUGAGCUACUCAUCCAAAAACUGAGCAUUAUGGGUUUGAAUGGAGAAAUUCUAAAUUGGAUACAGUCAUAUUUGGAUGGAAGACAACAAGUUGUCAAAUUGAAUGAAGCAAUGUCAAAAACCAUUGAAGUUACCUCGGGAACCGGACAGGGCUACCCAAUUGGUGCAACAUUGUUUCUACUAUUUAUCAUUAUUAUUAUUAUUAUUAUUAUUCUGCACCAUACAGCGUUUCUUCGCCAGAGGUGGUUUAUUUAGUAUAAAUAAAAAUAUUCUGGUAUAUUUACAAUAUAUACAAUAUUAAAUUAAAUUCAAUUUCUCCAAAUUCGGUUUCUCUUAAAAUAUUCAGCUACUCUCUGUUUUACAGUACUUGUACUUGCAUUGAAAUCAAUUAAAUAAGUAUCACAACUCGGAAUCAAAGUAAUAUUACAUUCAUUUGGAAAAUUUGGUGGCUUGAUAGGAACGAAGUAUUUAUAAAAUUCGUUGUAUGUACUCAGCAUAUAAUUUAUAGUUUCAAACUUGGCAUAAUUAUUACGAUGCAUCGGCAAUAGUAGAAAAUCUGAGUCUCUCGUCCAAUGUCGCGGUGUUUUAAAAUUAAUUUUGCUCAAAAUGUAUUUCGAUGACGUAUGACCACCAAUCACAUUAUGGACGAGUGAUAUUUGGGCUAUUUUUCUUCGUUCUACCAGCGUAAUCAUUUGUAAUUCAAGCAGUCGGCAUUCGUACGGUGGUUUCCUGAAUCUUUGUGGCCAUUUCAUUUUGCGUAGAGCGAACAAUAAAAAUUGCUUCUGGAUCGAUUCAAUUCGUGCAAUCUUUUCAGCGGUGUAUGGAUUCCAAACUUGGGAAGCAUAUUCCACAAUCGGCAAUACAAAUGUGGAAAACAAUUUCUUUAUGGUCCAUGGAUCAUCAAAUUCAUAUCCAAACCGUUUAAUCCAUGCUAAACGUGAUUUCGCUUUGGCUGUAAUGUACUCAAUAUGUGCGUUAAAAUUCAAUUUAUGGUCAAGUAUUACUCCUAGAUCCUUUAUCACGUGGA
Molecule: messenger RNA, 2458 nt
Organism: Sitodiplosis mosellana (orange wheat blossom midge)
Lineage: Eukaryota; Metazoa; Arthropoda; Insecta; Diptera; Cecidomyiidae
Exons: 2
Coding region: 130-1686 (518 amino acids)
Source: RefSeq, a predicted model, not a curated record